CAGUCUUUAAUGAGGCAAUGGUCGGUACACGGAAAGUCAGUCCACUCUGGCAAAAGUACAGAAAUCCGAUGGGCAUAGGCACGGUCAAAAUACAAAACUGGUCAAAACCUAUUCAACAGAGACACAGGUACAGCACAUUAGGGCGGGGCAGGUAAUCACACAGGUGAAGAGCACAGGAGGGCAGGAAGUAGGGAGACCUGGAUCGGGACAACAGCAUAUGCGUUUUAAACUAAAACAGUAAAAGGCCAGACUUGAAACACUUGGGAACAUAGACAAAACUUAAAAGACCGUGACGGGGCGUGACGGCAUCACUAGCCGGAGCAAAAAAAUAAUAAAGGCACGAGUGCAGUCUUCUCCCAGAACGCAAGGUGUCGCUGUUGACAAAAGGACUAUCUACACACCCCUGUAAAACGGGACAAGAAAAGGAAGAAGAAGAAGAAGAAGAAGAAGAAGAAGAAGAAGGAUGGCGCCAAGAACCAUGGCAAUUGGCAUCGCCGCCAGAGGCGCAGAGCUGGUGUUGCGGUCGUUCGACGUGGAAGAAAUUCUAGUUCUAAACUCGCUUCCAGAAUAGCGACGCAAAAGAGGAAGGCGGUGUGUUCGUUUAUCUGGCAGGCGCCGAAAAGUGACUCUGUGUCCGUGCCCAAAGGGGCCAGACGGGCAAAGAGUGCACGAGAGAGUUUUGGAGAGUGUGCCACUUUAGGGUGCGUCGAUGGAAAACGUCCCUCCACGAUGCAGGAAGUGACUACCUGGCGCGACGCCGGGCUGUUUAUGCUGCUGCAGCAGAGGAGAAGUGUGUUGAUCAGAUCAAUCAGAAUUAAUUGUUAAUUCGCGAACAUGAGAAAUAGUGACCAGGGUGUGGAUAAAUCUUAUGAGAGAUCUCAGUAUUUACUUUUCGUUAGUGUUUAUCGUCACGCAGUCUCCUCGUGUUGAAUAAGGAAGUCAAACACUGAGGGAUUCUGUCUUUGUUAAAUCUUUAUUGAAUUCAAAUGGAGCUUUAAUAUGAAUGAGCCUAUGUUUUUAUUAAGUGUGAUAAACUCUCCCUCUGUUUAUAAGAAACCAGAGGGGACACAUGAAACGUCUGGAACAGCAACACGAUUCCACCCAUUCAUAAAUAUCUGCUGCGCUUUAUCCUUUGUCACGUCACUCUAAACUCACCCCUUUUUUUCCCAGUCGGGAUCCUGUAGAAUGAUGACUCCGUUUUCCGGUGAUCUGAUUGGUCAGCAGUUCGACUGUUGACAGUCGUGUUACCAUGGAGAUUUGCCCCGGGCAACGAGCGAACCAGCUUCGUGGGGACGGAAACCGCGAAGUUACCUGGAUAAGUGUGGAUCCCGCUUCUCAGCGCAGGCGACCGGGGAGGAGGGCGACGGUCGAAUGUGAUCAAAGGAGGAUGAGUGGAUGUGUGUAGUGACAGGGAUCAAAGGAUUACUGCAGACUAGUUAAAGGCAAAAGGACCGCCGGUAAAUGCCUCCAGGAAGCAAAUGCAUCAACGAUGAGUAAGACGAACGUGCGGCCGAACCAAGGCAACGGGAUGAAGAAGUGUGGGAAGACCAGAGCCACGUUAGCCGAGGCUCGAGGUCCAGGUGCACCAUGGCAGGGCCCGACCGCUGGAGAGGACAUCAAGGAUCUGGGGAAUCGCCACAGGCCACAGGCAGGGGACAACCAACGACAGGCACCCAGCAAGAGUAGCUGCUCCCUGGGGCUGGAAACGAGGCCAGAGCUGGUCUGGGAAGACUGGGACCGGGGACAAGAGUUCACCAAAACAUUGGUGUUAAAGAACAUUCAUAACAAGCUACAGAAGCUAUACCUGAGGCCUCCUGUGUCCAAGUUUUUCACGACCUCAAUUCCCAAGAUAAUUUUUCUCAGCCCGGGGACAUCUUUCUCCGUCCCCGUCUGCUUUAGACCACUGCAAAGGUGCGAGUAUGAGGACAGCAUUGAGUUUCAAGGUAAAGAAGGCAGCAUCCAAGUUCGCCUCCUUGCCACAAUUCCCUGUCACGCCCUGGAGGUGCCUGACUCGGUGCUGCUGCCACUCUGCGCAGUUCAGCACUCAUCACGCACUACUUUCCGACUCAAAAAUGCAAGUGAACUCCAGACAUGCUUCCAGUGGGUGUGUGCAGCACCGUUCCAGCUGAGCCCCGAGCACGGCCUGUUGAAGCCCAGCCAGGAGUGUCAAAUCACCGCGGUGUUCCGCCCACAGGAGGCGCUGGUGUACCAGCAAGAGGCUCGCUGCAGGUUUGGAGAAGAAGUGGACCAGGCAGGGAGCUGCUGCACUGUGCUGCUGCAGGCACUAGCCAAAUACCCAUGUCUUCAGCUGAGAAAUCCAGCGACCAAGGAGGAAAAAGAACAGGGGGUUCCAGAGCUGCGCUUUGGUUCUGUGGCCGUCGGCCAGAGUUUGCAGAGACACUUUGACAUCUUCAACCCCUCUCCUGUAGCUGCCUCUUUCUCUCUGUCGCGUCUAUUUGGCGGGGUGCCUUUGUUUGGGUCAGAGUUCACCUGCGACGUCACCAGCGGUGAUGUGGUGUCUGGUGGAUCACUACGAGCUACCGUCACCUAUACUCCUGCUGCGGUGGACACAGUUUCUGUGGAGUACUUAUCUGUAGAAUGCAGAGGGGCAGUAAACGAAACCCUGCUCAAACUUACUGGAAGCUCUACAGGUCCCAAAGUUUCCUUGUCCUCCUCCGUGGUGGACUUUGGCUGUGUCAAGGAAGGAGGAGCCGUCACACAGACAAUACAGCUGUUUAAUUCUUCUCCCGGUGAGACCGUCUACCAAUGGGACCUCGACUGCUGUGGGCACAGUGUGUUCAGCAUCCAGCCAGCAAGUGGCACUGUUCGGCCACACAGCCGUACCACACUGACGUCAGUCUACAGGCCCACACGGGCCAUGGCCCACCACAGGAGAGUGGCGUGUCUCAUAUUAGACGGGGACCCCCUGUUCCUUGACCUAAUUGGCACCUGUCACUCAGAGCUCCAACAACCAGCCAUACUGAAACCAGAACACUUGGUUAUGCGCAAGCUUCACCGGCAACGCAGACAGGACCCACCAGAAAAGUUGCAGCGAGAUCACGAUGUACACUCGGAUCAGCAGGGUGUGGCCUACGCCCUGGAGGAGUCAAAUCCGAGACUGGACAGUGCUGCUGAUGUGCUGAGAACUCCCAUGGAGGAGUUCUACCGGUCUUGCUUGGGGUGCAUGGAUCCUCUCUCCUCCUCUUUGUCGUCGUCUCCACAUGUGUCGGUGGUGCCGAGUGAGCUGCUGUUCAAUCAGAAAAUAUCCUCCCCUUUUUCAACGUCACCCACUUCCUCUCAGUCUGUCUCCAUCACCAACCACAGCAGAGGGAAACUCGGCCUGGUGUGGACUGUUGCCCAAGAUUCUCCGUUCACCGUCUCUCCCUCAUCAUGUGACCUGGCUCCACUGAAGUCCACCUCAUUCAGAGUGACCUAUGACCCCAGGCAGCUCGACACUUUGCACGGAGCGCAACUUGAGUGCUUUGCAUACUAUAAAAUGGAUGAUGAUCUCAUCGGUGAGCGACCGCCUUGUCCGCCCUGGUGUGCGACAGUAAGAGUCAUCGGCCACUCCUUUCAGCCUGGCAAACAACACUUCAUCCCGUGCUGCUCCCUGAAGCCCCCUCAAGUGGUCUUUCCAGGCCUGGGGGCUCCUUCCUAUCAGACGGCUCUCCUCCAGAAUUGCGGUGACCUGCCCCUCACUUUCGGCCUGGACCACAGCUCAAACCCAGCCCUGGCAGAAUCCGUGUUGGUCAUUCCGAACUGUGGUCUGAUCCAGCCUGGGCAUCACCAAAUCCUCACCCUCAGAUCAACUCCCACGGAGGAGAGUCCCAAGCAGGGGUUCCGUUUACAGCUGCAGCUUAAUGCAGCUAAGCACACGAAGGAACUGACAGUUGUGAACGCGCUUGAAAAGCUGUGUGUGUCUCUUGAAGGAGAUGGCAGCUUAUAUUUUCAGCCUACACAUGUGGGCUCACGGACGCAACGCUCCCACCACAUCAGGAAUCUCAGCGGUCUACGCCUUCGGUUCCAGUGGAGAAUUCCAGAGCCAGACCAGGGGCUUAUCUCUGUUGAACCAGAUGCCGGUGAACUGCAUCCCAAUGAGAUCUCAUUCCAGACAUGGUCCUUCAGUCCACUGGCAGAGGAAACAUACUCACUCAAACCUAUUCUCUGCUUCUGGCCGAUCCAGACUGAUGGACGGGACAAGUCACAGCUCACCCUUACAGUGGUGGGAAUGGGCUCCGAAGGCUUCAUAGAGGCGAAAAAUGCGGUCCUGGAUUGCGAGGAGACGCUCGUUGGGAGUUACCGGUCAAUCGAAGUUCCUCUGGUGAACAACAGUCCCUGUCCUGUUUCUUUUCGUCUCUCUGUGCAGCAGAUUCUUCUGGACAAGGAAGUUGUUCAUGAUCCCGAGACCGAGCCAAGCGCUCUGCAGCUGCACUGUGACAAGGGAACCAUCGCCUCACACUCCACGAUGCUGAUCUGGUCUACUUUCAAACCGUACAGACGAACCCAGUACUUGUGGAAAAUCAGCUACCAGACAUUGAAUGCCAAUGGGCUUGUGUCGUCCCCUCCCCAGCCAGUGUGUGAGGUGCGAGCAAAGGGUGUGUUCCCCACCCUGCAGGUGACUGAUGUGUGCGGCGGAGGCAGCAUGGGCAGACUCAGCAAGAAGCAUCUCAGGACUCUCUUCUCAUUGGACAGCCUCAACAAACACCUGCUGUCCAACCCCUCCUCUGCUGAACCCAUUCACGGGACCCCCGCCGAGCACAGUCUGCGCAGUUGUCCUUCCACCUUCACCAAAGCCAUGUUGGAUUUCAACUUUAGUGCUGCUCCCAUUCAUUCAGACCCCUCGGCUUUUGUGCUCAUGUUUCACAACCCCGGUUCCAUUCUCGUCGAUUGGGCAUUCUUGUUUCCAGAGGACCAACACAUAGACUUGGAGUACUGGGCAGAGACUGGAGAGUUCAGCAGCACGGAGCCGUCCCAGGUGAAGGGUCAAGACAACAGUUUGUUCAGCAUCUCUCCCCGUUCUGGGACUUUGCAGCCUGGCCAGCACAGGGCAGUGCUCUUCAGCUACAGUCAUGACGUUGCAGGGACGAAUCGGUUUCCUGUUUUGCUCAAACUCUCUUAUGGCAGAGAGAUCUUGCUUAACUUCCAGGGGGUGACGGUGGAGAGAAACAGACCAUAUCUCCACUUUUCCUCCAACAGACAUGUCUUCACCUCUGUCACUAUUGGGGACUGCAGUCCUCCGAGGCAGGUGUAUGAGUUAUACAAUGCAGGGGCGGUGCCAGUCCAUUAUGAGGUGGACACAGAUGUGCUGUCGCGGCUUCAGAUGGACAACUUUAACCACCCUGUGCUGUGCUGCCUGAGUCCAGAGGGAGACGUCCCUGCUGGACAGACGGCCAUGCUGGAAUGGAUCUUUUCUCCACUGGAGGCAAAGAAGUACCAUAUGGAUGUUCCUAUCCACAUCCAGAAUGGAGACUCGACACUGGUGAGGUUCGAGGGAUGCGGGUUCGAUGCUCCAACACAGGGCUCCUCAAACCCAUUUAACGUCAGUGAUACUAAGACUACUAAGAAGCCCUGUGUCCAGCGGGUGCCAUUCCCAGGACAGGUGGCUUUUCUUUCUGAUGUCAGCAUCUCUCUAGGCGACGUCCCUGUGUGCUCACGAUCCUCGAGAAUCCUCUUCCUCACCAACCUGUCUCACACAGACACCGUCCACUACACGUGGGACCUGCCCCUGCAGAGCAACCAGCAGGUGGUGCAGAUCCAUCCAGAGCAAGGCAGUCUAUGUCCAGGGGAGAGUGGUCUUUGUGUCCUUACCUUCACUCCUACCGACUACCCCACUGUUUAUCAGCUAGAGCUCAUCUGUCAGCUUACUCUGGAGGCCGCGCUGACUCAGUAUCAUAAAGCUCUGCAGCGCUGGGAGGAGGAGAGAAAGAAAGAGCGAGAAGAAUUCACCAUCACGGAAAAGAGCUGUGUCAGACGUCCUCGCCACCCUGGGUCACCCAACAUACGCCAGGACAACAGCCGCUCGGAACCUGUGGCAGCUUCAGUGAGAAAAGAGUCACAAUUCAGGAAAUAUAAGACUCUUCCUCCUAUCUGUGCCAGUAGCAGCUGUGAAACAGUGGGCACUUUAUGCACUAAGCUAGCGAGGGCGGAGCGGCGGGCACGGCGAGAAACGUCUACAGUACAGAGGCAGCCCGAGCCGCCCCAACCUGCUCUGUUGCAUCUUGGGCUCACAGCUCACUCCUAUGGGCUUCACCAUUAUCUCACACACUUUCCUGACCGGCUCGAUAAGCUUCACAGGUGCCUGCAGCCAGUCAAGCCCGGGAAGCCUGAAACCACUUCUUCACGCACAUCCCUCCCUGCUAGGCUGCUCGCACCAACACAUGGCCCUGAGAAAGACGUCCACCAACACAUACUCACCACUUUGCUAUGGGACAUACUCGAUGAUUCCACCUUUACCCAGUCUCUGAUUACUUUGGCCUCCAAGCCCAUCACCUACCAGCCAACAGAAGCAUCUCCCUCUAAUCGCCCCCCUAUCUGUCCGACAUCGCCUCCCUCCUCCCAACCUCAAGUUCCACCGGCCGGGACGAAGGCUGGACUGAGUGAAGAGCACAGCCAAGUGGACAGGCAGGGGACUGCAGAGUGUUCGCUCCAAACACAGGACAGGCUACACACUGAACGUCUGCCUGCUGACAUGAGUGAAGAUGUUUUGCUGAGCACCCUCCAAAACCUGAUGAUGGAACUCGUCAGAGGAGAGCUGGACCCACGCAUCGUCGCCGUGCCACCCGUCUCUAUCAGCAGGAGGAUGUCCAGAGCCAUGGCUGAGGAGGAGAAAAGCAAAAAGGAUACAACGGGGACUUGAUUUCACCAACGUCCCGGAGACUCAUCGUUUUCAUAGAAAUCGUGCUUAUUGCCCACGACCCACUCUCACUGAUUCCUUCAACGAUCACGUUGCCUUGAUGGACUACUUGUAGCUCUUUUGUCCCUCCAAGUGCCACCAUCCAUUGUUUUAAUAUCCUUUUAAAACAGUUCUAUUCACGUCUCACCAUCCUAUGCCCAUGUCUUUGUGCUUCAUCUACUACUGAAUCCAUAAAUAUUUCAGAAGUGAUGUUGCAAUGAAAUAUAUUUCUAAGUGACACUUUAGUAUGAGCAUCUGAAAACUUCCAUCAUCUGAUUGUUUUUAAUGGAAAGUUAAUGAAAUACAUGAAAUUCACAAUGUGGCAAUGAUUCAACAGGCCACCUGACAGCGAUGCACUAUAUACUAGUAUAUCACUGUUUACAGCGCUGCCUACAACAUCCAUUUACGGAAUAUUUUUCAACGUUAGGACAUGAUUACACUUUUUCCGUGUUGCUGUCUGUCUGAUAAAUAGCAGUCAUACUGUAGCUGUUAUUCAUCGCCUGUUAGUGGUAAAUCUUUUCUAUAUUUUUUUCACAUUAUACAUCUUUAAAAUGAAUAGCACGAUGUGAGGCAAAUUUAUGGUAUAUUUUCAAAACGUCAAAUAAAGGCAUAUUCCAUGUCA
Molecule: messenger RNA, 7514 nt
Organism: Scophthalmus maximus (turbot)
Lineage: Eukaryota; Metazoa; Chordata; Actinopteri; Pleuronectiformes; Scophthalmidae
Gene: cfap65
Product: cilia and flagella associated protein 65
Exons: 35
Coding region: 1490-6856 (1788 amino acids)
Source: RefSeq, a predicted model, not a curated record